AAUAAUGAAACAAAUAAACCGAUGGUGACAACAACGACAACAAAAAAAAUCAUCAGAUUCAAAAAUCGUGAAUCUCUCUUGACACAAAUGUUUGCAAAUGACGCCAAUUUACGUACAAUACACAACAUGAUAGUCAUGUUGGUAAUUGUGUUCCUGCUUUAUACAAUUGAAGAUAUUAUCAAAGAACCAGCCAAAUAUGAAGAAAUUUACAAAGUAAUUUUGUGGAAUGUGAGCGAUCUAGGCUCGGUGAUACGAAUAUGGUUAAUGAUGAAUAUGAUUGUACUCGGUUUGCAUUAUCCAUUGGUUUUAUUCAACAAUUUUCUUCAAUAUCGAUGGUUAUUGAUCAAUAAUCCCGAGAAUGAUAAACAAUAUGCUGGAUGUUUACAUCGAACCAUUUUGUACACCAUCUAUGGUUGUAUUUCGAUUUUUGGAAUACUCAUUUAUUGUACUUAUAGCGUGUUAAUUAACGAUAUUAAAUUGACUGGUUCAUUUAGCCUGUUGUUGGAGAUGACGCGACUUUUGAUGAAAUCACAUUCAUUUUUCGUGGAAAAAAAAGAUCUUUACAUCGACAAAGAAACACUAGCAUGUUUAAUAAGCCAGGAGCCUAAAAAUAUUUAUCGUUCUUUUUGGUCACUUUCAUCACGAGCUCAAUUCUGGAAAUUUAUUUAUUACUUGUUUGCACCAACUUUGUUAUACCGUGAUUCUUAUCCACGAACCAAAAAAAUUCGAUGGAUUUGUGCUGUUAAUUUUGGUCUACAAUUCAUUUUAACUGUUCUAUUAAUGUUUUAUCUGACGUAUCAAGGUUUUGUUGUCAAUCUGAAAAAAACUGGCAUCGAACCACUAGUGCUCAAUUUCAAAUUGCUUUACCAAAUUAUCGCCUAUGGAAUAAUUCUUUAUUGGUUGUUUUUUUACUUUUUUUUCCAUGCUUAUCUUAAUUUCACUGCCGAACUUUUACGUUUCGGUGAUCGUCAUUAUUAUGAUGAUUUUUGGAAUAGUAAAUCAGCACAAGAAUAUUUUCGAAAAUGGAAUCAUGUAGUACAACAAUGGCUUUAUGUUUACAUAUUCAUACCUAUCGAUAAUCGAUUCCAUAAUCGUGUAUUGACCAAUGUGGCUGUCUUCAUAACCUCAGCUUUGGUACAUGAAUACAUUAUCGGUUUUACAUUACGUUUUUUCUUUCCAGUCAAUCUAAUUGCCAUGAUAGUUUUAACUCAAUCCGUGUAUUUUAUGGAAAAAUUUAAUUUAAUUAAAACAAUAAAUCAUUUCUUAAUUGUAUCAAUUGUAACUUGGUCAAUUAUGGUGGCUAUUUUUAUAAUCGAAUGGUAUUCCAGGAUUAAAUGUCCAUUGCCUGAACAUUUAAAAUCAUGGAUCAAUUUGCCACGUUCAUUUUACUGUGUGAAAUUAUGAUAGCACAACACACAC
Molecule: messenger RNA, 1419 nt
Organism: Dermatophagoides farinae (American house dust mite)
Lineage: Eukaryota; Metazoa; Arthropoda; Arachnida; Sarcoptiformes; Pyroglyphidae
Product: sterol O-acyltransferase 1-like
Cellular component (GO): endoplasmic reticulum membrane
Source: RefSeq, a predicted model, not a curated record